Molecule: messenger RNA, 2669 nt
Organism: Oryzias latipes (Japanese medaka)
Lineage: Eukaryota; Metazoa; Chordata; Actinopteri; Beloniformes; Adrianichthyidae
Gene: dachc
Product: dachshund c
Biological process (GO): regulation of transcription by RNA polymerase II
Cellular component (GO): nucleus; transcription regulator complex
Molecular function (GO): DNA-binding transcription factor activity, RNA polymerase II-specific; RNA polymerase II cis-regulatory region sequence-specific DNA binding
Source: RefSeq, a predicted model, not a curated record
CUCCUCCUCUCUUCCAGCGAGUCUCUCCAAGAAUAUGUCCGGACUCCUCCUCUUAUGAUAAUGUGACAGUAGCAUCUCCUCUUGGAGACAAGCUCCGCUCAUUCUGAUUAUGUGAUCUGUUUCCCCCACGCAGGCGUUCUGUCUCUGCAUUCUCCCUCCUCGAAAGACUCCAUGCGCACUCCACACUCGCCAGGCGCACGCGUGUCAUACUUUGUUCACUAGUUGACUUUUGAAGUUUUUACUUCUCACAAUAAUUGUCCGACAUGACCACGAUGGCAACCCCAGCUACCCCGGCUUUGCUCCCCGCCGCUCCCCUCGGACACCACCCGGCACCGAGCUCCGUCUCUCCGGCUACUAACUCUCCGCCACCUGCGGCCACCUCCGCCGCCUCCUCCCCGGCUCCUCCGGUGGCGCACCCCGCGCUGCUCCACCAGUUCCGGGCGGACCUCUUAAUGCACAACGGGACCCCGUUAAAGAGCGGCGGAGCUGCGGUGACCGGCGGCGCUAAACCCGUGUACGCCACCGCGUCCCCGGUGGAGAGCACGCCGCAGAACAACGAGUGCAAGCUGGUGGAGGUGAAGGGUGCCAAGCUGGCCUCGUUCACGGUGAAGGACAGGGAACUCAUCUGCCUGCCGCAAGCCUUCGACGUCUUCCUCAAGCACUUAGUUGGCGGGCUGCACACCGUUUACACCAAGCUGAAACGGCUGGACAUCACCCCCGUGGUGUGCAACGUGGAGCAGGUCCGCGUGCUGCGGGGGCUCGGGGCCAUCCAGCCCGGAGUGAACCGCUGCAAACUCAUCUCCAGGCAGGACUUUGAGACGCUCUACAACGACUGUACCAACGCAAGUUCAAGGCCUGGACGACCGCCCAAGAGGCUGCAGAGUGCCACAGAGGGCGGGACUCACCACAUGCUACCCCACAGUGGUCUGUUGCAUGCUGGGAUCAUGCCUCCUGCAGAUCUCUCUGCCCUGGCCAAAAAGAUCAAGCUAGAAGCAAUAGCCAGUUACCACAGCAACCAGCAACAUGGCGCUACAAACGGUGAGAAUGGUGACCACAACCCUGGACUGGUUCUGGAUCAGUUGCCCUUCAUGAUGAUGUCACACCCCCUGAUCCCGGCCAGCCUGGCGCCGGCCUCGGUUUCCAUGGCGAUGGGCCAGAUGAACCGACUAAGCACGUUGGCCAGCAUGGCGAACGUGGCCCAGCUGAGCGCCAGCUCCCGCUGCAGGGCUCCCACCUCUGUCAUUAAGGAACGAGUGCAGGGCAGCCCCUCGCCUGCUCCUUCCCUAGAGGAAGCUCAGAUGUCAUCAAAUCACAGCAGCAGUUCAAAUUCACCGUCACAGACAGAACGGACUGCAGAAUCCACACAUUCCCUUCAUGACGUCCUGUCGUCAAGUCACAGCAUGUUGGGACACUCUCCUGGGCUGAUGCAGGCACCAAAGGAGGCUGAUGUGACUUCAGUGGAAUACAACAAGGAGAACAAGAGGAGCCACUCUGACAGGGAUAACAGCUACUUGGUUGCACAGUCUACCAGGGAGAGCUGUGAUAGACAAGUUGACCAAAAGCUCCCAUCAGGCAAGGAGAGCUGCGAGAGGGUAUCUUACCCUGCAGGACAGAAGCUCCCAGCAGGUCUUCACCACACUCCCUUCAUCUUCCCGGAAGGCUUGUCCUCCAUAGAGACCCUGCUCACAAACAUCCAGCAGGGCCUGCUGAGGGUCGCCAUAGAGAAUGCCCGGGCGCAGGAGAAGCAGGACCAGCUGGAGAGGACGGAGCUGAAGAUGGAGCUUGUCCGAGAGAGGGAGCUCAGGGAAACCCUGGAAAGACAGUUGAGCAUGGAGCAGAAAAAUAGAGUUCUGAUUCAAAAGCGUCUCAAAAAAGAAAAAAGAAGCAAGAGGCGACUUCAAGAAGCCCUUGAGGAAGAGGUCAAGCUGCGCGAUCAGGCCGAGCACAGCCUGCUGCAUACUGCCAACACUCACUUAGGCCAUCAAUCAUCCGCAGUCCUUCCUCACACAGAAGCUGUGACCCAGGACGUGGACGGGAGCAGCCACGACGACAGCAGGCUGGACAGCAAGGCGACAGUACAAGGUAGAGCUGUCCAGAGGGAAGAGUGUUCCUUCAGACCACCGGACUGUUCUGAGAAGAAGCUAAAGCAGUGGAAAGAUGAAUGAUUAAUGGAAAGACCGGAGCAGAGCGCGAUGAAGACUCUUCAAUUAUGACCAAUAUAGCUGACAGACACGCUCAGACCCACCGUGGCACGUGGGAAACAAUUCUCCAGCUUCCUCCUCAUUUCAAGGGUGACACCUGAACUUUAAUCAUUGUUCUCUUCUUUAAUUUAUUGCAUUUACCUUCAAAUCCCAACUGGAAUAGAACUUUAUUCUGAUGUUGUGUUUGGCUGUGUUUUCUUUUAAUCACGGUUUAUAGUUACUAGAUGAUAAAGAUCAUAGUUGUUUGUUGUCAGUGCAGUUUUUUUUUUGGACACAGGUGAUGAAAAUAACUUGUAACAGAGAUGUGUACAUAUAUAUAGUGAUCACUUUUAUUAUUAUUAUUAUUAUUAUGGUAAAAAAAAGAAAAUCCUAACUGCAUGUUGUACAUUCAGGUAAUGACCUCUAUUGUGUAUGUUAUGCAGUAGUGCAGUUUGACAAUACAAACAAUACAGAUCAUUUUUCAUAAAC